AUGGCUUUGGCUGAUGACAGUAGUGUGAACACUUCUUCUGGAACAACUGCUUUGACAGUUCUUGUACUUGGAAGGCUACUAAUGGUGGCGAACGCAGGAGAUUGCCGUGCUGUUCUUUGCCGGAAAGGAGAGGCCAUCUAUAUGUCUCAAGAUCAUAGACCCAAUUAUGCAUUGGAGCGAAAGCGGGUAGAGGAAUUGGGCGGGUUUAUUGAUGAUGGUUAUCUCAAUGGUGUUCUUUCAGUAACUCGGGCACUUGGGGAUUGGGACAUGAAGUUGCCUUGGGGUUCUCCUUCUCCUCUUAUUGCAGAGCCAGAAUUUCGUCAAAUUGUUCUGACGGAGGAUGAUGAAUUCCUCAUAAUGGGGUGUGACGGGAUAUGGGACGUGAUAUCUAGUCAACAAGCAGUUAGCCUCAUGCGUCGUGGACUGAGACGGCAUGACGACCCUGAGCAAUGUGCCAAGGACAUUGUAAUGGAGGCCCUGCGACGCAGCACUUUUGACAAUCUCACAGUCAUCAUAGUUUGUUUCACUUCCCUCGAUCACCCAGAACCAUCACCAGCACGCCAACGGAAACUAAGGUGUUGCAGCCUGUUAGCUGAGGCUCUGUGUCGCUUGAGGUUUCUCCUCGACAGGAAUGGCAACCAUUGA
Molecule: messenger RNA, 645 nt
Organism: Fraxinus pennsylvanica
Lineage: Eukaryota; Viridiplantae; Streptophyta; Magnoliopsida; Lamiales; Oleaceae
Source: the annotation of a GenBank genome assembly